This is a messenger RNA of Bolinopsis microptera, 497 nucleotides long. RefSeq lists its product as uncharacterized. Bases 9 to 497 code for a protein of 162 amino acids. Lineage: Eukaryota; Metazoa; Ctenophora; Tentaculata; Lobata; Bolinopsidae. The record is from RefSeq and is a predicted model, not a curated record. The transcript has 4 exons.
AAGAAAGCAUGUAUGCUAAUUUUACUACAAAUACACGCUCAGAUAGAAGUGCACUGACUGUUACGAGUUCAGUGAGUGGAAGGGAAACCAAAGCAGUCCGUGAAGAGGAUAAAGAGAGCGCCUACCAUGAGAUCACAUCUGAGGAAGAGGAACCAACAUACAUUGAGAACAAACUCCCUGAGGAAGAGGAACCAACAUACAUUGAGAACAUACUCCCUCCAGUUAAUAACAGGGACGAUCAAGGACUCAGUAUGACGACCACUGGAAAGGAGUCAAACUACAUCGAUAAUGUGAUAUAUCCAAUUGGAGAAAGCAGAGGAGAUACAGGUGCCGCUGAGACUGACUGUGUGUACGCAUGUGUAGAACUAGGAGACUCAGCAAGAUUCCACCAGAAACGAAAAUCUGCUGAAGAAAGAAUUGACCAGCCAAAGGACAUUGAGUCGAACUACGUUUUUGUAUCUGAAUUUAGAGACUGCUCAGUUAGCGAGGUACUAUAG